Talaromyces rugulosus is the source of this 2226-nucleotide messenger RNA. RefSeq lists its product as uncharacterized. The record is from RefSeq and is a predicted model, not a curated record. Bases 1 to 2226 code for a protein of 741 amino acids. Lineage: Eukaryota; Fungi; Ascomycota; Eurotiomycetes; Eurotiales; Trichocomaceae. The transcript is spliced from 9 exons.
AUGGUGUUGGACCAGCCCCAACAGCAGCAGCACUUCCACCAGCAGCAACCAUUUCAACAGCAGCAGCAGCAACAGCAGCAACAGCAGCAACAACAACAACAACCUCUUAGUCAUUUUCAACAGGUCCAUCUACAAUCGCCUAUCCAGGCAGAAGACAACAGACUUCCCGGUCAAUCCGUGGCUCGAAGGAAGUUUGCCAAACCGCCCGUCAAAGUUGCCUGCUUAGCAUGCAAACGCGGUGGACCUCGAAAAAAGAAGGUGACAGUACCUCCGCCAGAAACAGGGGAGCCCUCCCAGCCGAACGAGUGGCAUCCUCCUGGUGUGUCACCCACCCGCUAUGACGAGACGGAUGGGGUCUUCAGCCAGAUUGACCCCUUAUCUCUUCCAGGGGCCGGCUUAAGGCAUCUCGAUUUUACUUCUGAUGUUAAUGUGCAGGGCAUGUUUGAAGGAAUAUUCAUCUCAAGAGAAGUUGGGAACCAUGCGGCUAUACCACCACCAAUGCUAGGUGAUUCUCACGCGAAACAAUCGAUGAAUUCAUGGCUAACACGCGACAGAUUGAAUGCUUAUUACGACUUCAUCCACCCAUACUUUCCAAUCUUGCCUCCCAGAGCCACCCAUCCUGGCCCGGAUCAACCGUUGAACAAUGCAGACUCACAUCCAACAACACCAUCAGAAGAACCCACGCUCGUUUACGAACCGGCAUCCCCACUAAGCUCUGCCAUUUCCGCAAUACUUGCACUUGUACCGCAUCCAAACGAUCCGGAUUCGAUGAGCCCUGGCUCAAUUAUGUUGCGCCGAUCAUACGCGCAAGCAUUUGCUCAGCUGGCAACGACGAGCAUAGAAGCUGACGGCGAACUGAUUGACUCAACAACCCAGCCUUCUCAGGCUUUGAACUACGCGCAACCGUCUAUUAAUAGAGAGCCAUUCCACCCUCAAGCACCCGUCGAAUUGGAAGGAAUAUUGGCAUUGCUGGUACUUUGCAUUUAUGAAUAUGCACAACGCGGGAAUCUAAUGAAAAUGAGAUACCGUGCCGGUCAGGCGUGGGUUAUUGCCAUGAACUUGUCUCUUUACGCACUUGGGCCAGAAAAUGAUGAAUUCUCUGAAGCACGACGAAGAGCUUGGUGGAUGACGUAUUUUUGCAUCUUGCAAGGAUCUAUUGCCAGCGUGACGCCCCCGACAGUUAUAAUCAAUGAUCCUCGCUUCACAACACCCUACCCUCAUUUCGCAUCGGACCCCGAGGGCUGGCCAUUAUUGAUUCAAGCACAACAAGUACUGGUAACCGCUAGCCAAUUUACUAUUGACUUGAACAAAUGUCUGAAAUCUCGAUCUAAUAUGCCGUGGAUCUAUGAGCAAAUGAAACAGAUUGAUGCUUGGGCUUCUACGGUGAUGCUGCAGGCCAACAAUCAACUAGCCGUUCCACCCACUGCUUCUCCAGAUGUUGAUGACGAGUUUCUCACGGCUCGGUGCAUUCGGGCUAUUACGAAAAUGAAGCUUUCUAGCGGACAAAUAAAAACCCACCGGUUUCAAGCAUUUUCGGAUAUCCCAAUAUUCAUCAAGAAGCAUUUUGACCUUACCACCGCGAAUUCAAGUAUCGACGAUCCGUACCAGCUAGCGAAUAACGGAAGGGAGGUUAAUCCACUUGCCUGCCAAUGCCAUACGUUUGAAACUCCCAAUCACGUCUUGGCUGCAGCCUACACCGGUUCCCCUUCAGAGUCAUCUACAUCUGGCGCUUCGGAUUCUCUCCAUCGACACUAUUGUUGGCUAGGUCCAGGCUUCCCGUUUACUAGUCAGCACUCGGCCAACGUAUGCCUUCGGGCAGGCCUUAUGAUUUCACAUACGCUUCAGAGUCUACCAUAUCCGCUACAGUUCCGUCACAGUGACCAUGGCGUCCCGGGUCCCAGACUUGACCCUUUUGCAGAUCCUUCAUUGUUGGACCCUCGGGCACAACUACCCCGGACGAUGCCCUCGUUUGCGUCUUGUGUUAUGCAAGGCAGCUAUGCGUUGCUGAUGAUAUUCUACAAGACACGUGUGGCAAAGGACGGAUCCAAUGGUCUCGAAUACGACGCUAACGGGUCUCCCUCGACGGAACGACUGGUUGAGGAACUGAGAAUGGGCUUGGAACGGAUUGUUGGGGCUAUAUCCAAUUAUUCGCGAGCUUUGGAAGCCCUGGACGGAAUGAGAGAUGGUAUCGAAGCAGCAAUUCAUACUGCAUUCACGCAACGGUGA